AUAUAUCAAUCGGAUUACUACAGUAACCUAACCCCUUCUUCAAAUCACGAAUCCGAACAACAUACAGUACACAUGGAAGUCGCAAAACAUACCCUCGCACUCCUCCUCGCCUUCCUCGCCGCAGUUGAUGCUCACCCAGCGCCGAAAGAUGCAACCCCAUCCUCCGACCCCGUCUCACGGGCCACCGCCACUGCCACCCCUUCGAAACGAAAAUCCCAAGGCGGUGGUGGCGGCCUCUUCCAAACCGGCAGGAUCGUCCUCGGCGUGGUUCUUGCGGUGGUCUUGAGCCUGGCUAUGGUGGGAUUGUGCUUGCCGCGCGGACACUUGAGAAGAUGGAUGCGCAGGGAGAAGAAGAAGAAGGCUUCUGUGGGGGCGAGGGCGGUGGAGGGAAGGGCGGAGGGGGACGGGAAAGAGCUGGAGGAUGCAGAGGCGGUGCCGCCGAGUUAUCCUGAGGCUGUUAAAGCGAAGGUGGCUGGUCAUUAG
Messenger RNA from Tricharina praecox, 483 nucleotides. RefSeq lists its product as uncharacterized. The record is from RefSeq and is a predicted model, not a curated record. Bases 73 to 483 code for a protein of 136 amino acids. NCBI's taxonomy places the organism in Eukaryota, Fungi, Ascomycota, Pezizomycetes, Pezizales, Pyronemataceae. The transcript has a single exon.